Messenger RNA from Vicia villosa (hairy vetch), 1371 nucleotides. RefSeq lists its product as uncharacterized. The record is from RefSeq and is a predicted model, not a curated record. Gene Ontology annotation, molecular function: catalytic activity. The transcript has a single exon. Lineage: Eukaryota; Viridiplantae; Streptophyta; Magnoliopsida; Fabales; Fabaceae. Bases 1 to 1371 code for a protein of 456 amino acids.
AUGAAGAACAAGACGGACAUUUUCUUAAUUCAAGAAACCAAGAUCUCAAAUUUACAAGAGUUUGUAGCUUUGAGUUUUUGGUGUAACAAAGGCAUCGGAUUUUCAUUCUCUAAUUCAGUAAGAAGAUCGGGGGGCUUAUUAAUUCUUUGGAAGGAGGAGAGUUUGGAGGUUAUAUCUAGCUUUAGAGGGGAAGGAUUCCUAGGAGUUAAAUUCAUGAAGAACAACAAUCUUUAUUAUCUUGUUAACAUUUAUUCAUCUUGUGAUUUGGUGAAGAAAAGAUUGUUAUGGAGCUCUUUGUUGGAGUUGAAAGAGAAGUUCAAUGAUGGAGAUUGGAUCAUGGGCGGUGAUUUCAAUGCGGUAAAGGAAAGAGGAGAGAGGAAAGGUAGAAGUAUGGCGAGUAAUUAUAACAAUUCUCUUGAAUUCUCGGCUUUCAUUGAAGAUAGUAGAUUGGUUGACAUUCCUUGCAAAGGAAAGAAAUUCACUUGGUAUAGCGGAGAUGGGAAAUCGAUGAGUCGGAUUGAUAGGUUUCUUGUGGUGGACAAGGUUGUGAGAGAUUGGGGCGUGGUGGGUCAAUUUGUUGGCAAUAGAGAUGUAUCCGACCAUUGUCCUAUAUGGUUAGAAAUUGAUAAUAACAAUUGGGGUCCAAAACCAUUCUUUUUCAACAAUGAUUGGUUUUCUUUUGAUACUUUCUUUCCUUUUGUGGAGAGGGAAUCGAAAGGGUUUAGGGUGGAAGAUAGAGGGGACUUUGUUUUGAAAGAAAAGCUUCGCCUUCUUAAAGAUAGACUAAGAUGGUGGAACAAAGAGGUUUUUGGUAGAAUGGACUUGGAUGUGGAGGAAGGUGUCAGGGAUAUUAACAUAGGCGAUGAUAGAUUAGAGUUGGAAGCGGAGGAUCUUAAUAUUGAUAUAUUAAAGGAAAGGAAGGAAGCUACUAGUCGGUUUUGGACUAAUUUGAGAAUUAAAGAGAAUAUGUUAGCUCAAAAAUCGAGAAUUAAAUGGCUUAAAGAAGGCGACUCCAAUAGUGGUUUUUUUCAUAAAGUUGUGAGAGAGAAGAGAAGACGCAACCACAUUGGGCCGAUCAAUUCUCCUACGGGAUAUUUAUCUUCGGUUAUGGACAUUAAAGAGGAAGUGGUUCAUCAUUUUUCUAGCAAAUUCAAAGUUGUGGACGGUGUUUCUCCUAGUCUUGAUGGGAUCUUGUUUGAUAAGAUUAGCGUAGAUGAAAAAGGGUGGUUAGAGAGAUCUUUUCAAGAGGAUGAGGUAAAGGAGGCUAUAGAUGGUUGCGGCGUUUCCAAAAGCCCGGGACCAGAUGGUUUUUCAUUUCUUUUUAUAAAGAGAUGUUGGUCUUUUUUGAAGGAAGAUUUUAUGAGAUUCUAG